UCUUUUAAAUUUUUACAGAAGAUGAAAAGAUCAUUUUCUGAAGAUACAAAUCCGGACUAUGAUGUACUACGUGGAUCUACUUCACAAUUAGAUUCGACUCCACCAAUUAGUAAACGUUUAAUUUCCGCUGCGUCUGAGCCUAUAUCAUUCGUUCGAAUCUCAUCCUUGGAAGAACUUGAUAAGAAAGCAUUGCAGCUUCAAAAUAAAAAGCUAUGGGAAGCUUUGAUGGAACGUCGAGCUGCUAUUGCUGAGUUGAAGGAACGUAUUGAACACUUGGAAAAUCGCCAAACUAAAGAUGAUGCACUACUUUGUGUUGUCAAUCGUUACUGGAAUCAGCUAGAUGAAGAUAGUUUGAUCAUACUCCAACGUUUUGAUUCGGAUGCUGAGGAAGAAAUUUCAACAUCUACAGAAUCAUUUCUUAAACAACUGGCUUCAUGGGACAAAGAAGAAGUUCCAGAAAAGCUUCAAGAACGAGUGCAUUUUUCCAAGCGUAUCAUUGCUCGCCUCUUAUCUGCCUAUGAAAAAAUGGUCACCCAUCAAUUUCGUUUGCGUCAAUUACUUGGAAACACUGCGGAUGUCUCAUCAGCUCCUACUGGAUCUGAAAAUAGUGAUCAAGUUUUACCUAAGCACUCCGAUUCAUCAGCUCCUUAUGACACGCAGAAUCCUAAUUCUGAAGCUAACAACAAUUCAACUGGUUCAUCCCAGGAAUCUGCUCCAACAACUUGCACUAAAGCUAGUGGAGUAGAUUUGCAUGAAGAAAUAACACUUUUAAACAAGGAAAAUCUUCGUCUUCAGACCCUUUGUACUAAUUUACAUUCCAAACAUAGACAGAGCAGUCUUUGCCUUCGUGAAUUGCAAGACUUAGCUCAGACUAACAGUGAUGCUUCGGCAGAAUGGCAAGCUAAAUAUGAGGAUUUAGACUAUAAACUUACGGAAGCGAUGAAACAAGUUACACGUUUGGAUCAUCGUCUGUAUGAAGCUCAGGAAAAGAAUAAGAAAAUGGAAGUUGAAUUAUCAGCUCUUAAAUGCUCAGAUUCUCCAGGUCGUGAAGAUCCUUCAGGUGUUGAUGGGUCAGUUACACGAAAUAAAUAUAAUGACUUGGCUUGUGAACUGGAAGAGUACCGGGAGUUGGCAAAUAAUCGUGUAAAUGAGUUAGAGCGCCUUCAACGUCACUUGGAAGACAAAGUUGCAGAGUGUGCCUCACUGAAUAUGCAAUUGCGAGAUAUUCCCGAGCAUAUUAUUACAGAAUCUCCUCAAUAUCUAUCCUUAAAAACUCAAUUCAAUAUUCUCUAUAAUGAAGCUAUUCAGCUAAGAAGUCAGCUCGAAGAAGCUAGAAGUACCAUUCAGAAUAACAGACACAGUCAUCUAAAACAAAUAGAAGAGAUGGAGGCAAAUGAAGCAGCUAUACAGAAUCAGAUGCGAUCUGAAAUGCUUCUUAUUGAAGGACAAUACUCUCAACUAAGACACAAAUAUGAAACCAUGGAAUUAGAUUUUAAACAAGCAUUGACACAUAAUGAACAGGCUGGUCCUAUCAGUUGCGAAAUGCGUAGUCUAAUUUCUACACUGCAAACACAAAACAAACAAUUGAAAGCUGAAGUGGCCCGUUAUCGUAGAAAAUGCGAGGAAACUGUACAAGAACGUGAAAUGAUACGUGCUGAUUUGAAAUGUACAGAGGAUGAGUUGGUUCAUGUUCGUACGGCACUAUCAGAGGCAACUGCAGCAGUUAUUGCUGCAUGUGAAAAAUCAGAUCGAUCCACUCCAUCCACUCCACAAAGCUCAAUUAUACCUCAGACUUCAACAGUAACAGUGUCAGAUGUUGGAUCACCAAUUGUUGAUUCAGAAUUAAAAUCAAAAAAUUCAACUCCCAUGAAAGUAGAAGAAAGUGUUAAGUAUAGUUCUCCAAGUUCAUCUACUGCUCGAUCUAGCACAAUUACCACAUUAGCAAGCCCUCAAGUUAAUGGUAGUGUUCCUGAAAAAGUUGUAAAAACGGAAUCUACUCCCGAUUCUCGUUGUAAUGCUUCAUGUUCUUCACCGUCCAAUGAACUUAUUCGUGAUUUAAAGGAACAACUAAAGCGUUCACAAGAAUCACAAAAAGAAAUGUCUGUACUACUCAAUAUGUAUAAAGUUAUUCCAAAAGAUCAAAGAGAUAAGGCAGCACUUCUUCAAUGUGAAGCAAAGCUUCGAGGUGAACUUACUGAUGCUAAAAAUGAGAUCGAUAAACUAAAUGCAACUAUCAGAGACCUUCAAUCGCAACAAACAAAGAUGCAACAGCAGCGGAAAUCAGCAUUAACAUCUCCUAUCGAACUCAAUUUAAAAAUGUCACCUGCUGAACGCUCUCUCACUACUCAUGGAAGUAUUCCACAAUCUCCUUCGAAAUCGUGUAAGAUUGGAUUGGUUUCUCCUGACGAGAAAGCAUCCAGUGUAUCUGGAUAUCCGCCGAUCACUUCUUGUGGGAAAUCUAAAAUUUCUGCUUCUGAUUGGCAAAUAUCAGAGUUACAAAUGGAACUAUACAUAGUUAGACGUAAAAGUCAGUCUAUUGAAGAGCAGUUAAAACUUCACCAACAACGUCUUGUAGCAGCCAAACAACAAGAGGAUGUACUAUUAAAGGAAAUGGAAAUUACUGUCCAAGCGUUUGAAGAUGCACAAGAACAAAAUGUUCGCCUUGUUAAAACAUUACGAGAAAAAGAUGAUGCACAUUUAAAGUUAAUGGCAGAACGAAUGAAAACUGCUCAAUUGGCGCGUUUAUUGAAAGAAGACAAACAACUUUUAGAAGAACAAAUACGUUUGAUGCAAGCAAAGAUUGAAGCAUUAAAUCGUGCAGUUCUAAAGCAGGAAGAGAAAGAACGUUUAUUAUUAACGAAUUUAGCAACUUUAGAAAAAGAGGCAUCAGCUAGACAAAAGUCACAAGAAGCCUAUAAACGAAAAGCUCUGGAAAGUCAACAAGUCUCUGAAGAUUUAAGAGUUACUGUUCAAAAGUAUCAAAGUCAACUAAAAGAUGCCCAAACUACUGUUCAAGAGAAAGCCUCCGCUUUUGAACGCGUUUCUUUUAGUCAUCAACGUUUACAAGAAGAACUUGUUACUGUGCGUAGAAAAUAUGAACGAUUACGCAAGAUUGAACAGUCGCAUAAUGCUGAUGAGUUUUUACUGGCUGAAAUUCAAGAUUAUAAGGAACAACUUACAUGUCCAACAUGUAAAGUUAACAGAAAAGAUGCUAUUCUAACUAAGUGUUUUCAUGUGUUCUGUUUGAAUUGUUUAAAAGUUCGAUAUGAAACACGUAAUCGUAAAUGUCCAAAGUGCAAUGCAACAUUUGGUGCCAACGAUUAUCAUCGUAUAUAUCUUACUUGAUCUCUUCAAAUUAACAGAUUUAUUUUUCUGUGCUUUUCUAAUAAAAAUCUCUUCUAUUCAUUUCUUCUAGUAAAUGUAUAUAAUAUUGACUAUGCAAAUCUUUCAGUAUAUUUUGUAAAUAAUUUCCAAUUCGAUGAUUAAUA
Molecule: messenger RNA, 3488 nt
Organism: Schistosoma turkestanicum
Lineage: Eukaryota; Metazoa; Platyhelminthes; Trematoda; Strigeidida; Schistosomatidae
Source: the annotation of a GenBank genome assembly